Molecule: messenger RNA, 783 nt
Organism: Trypanosoma theileri
Lineage: Eukaryota; Euglenozoa; Kinetoplastea; Trypanosomatida; Trypanosomatidae
Exons: 1
Coding region: 1-783 (260 amino acids)
Source: RefSeq, a predicted model, not a curated record
AUGAGUCCAACUCACGCCCACGGAGAUGAUCACCACGCGGAAGAGGAGGAGGGUCCACAUGUUCCGUACACCGGUGAACGUCCACCGUUUGAGCGAAUUCCAAUGCCGUCAAUGGCUUCAGAGGAGUAUAAAGAUACUCUACCGGCGUUUGAUAGUGAGAAGCCAAUGCCUCCCCCACGUAAUAUAUUUGAACGUUUCUCACGGGUACUUCAGUUACAGUACGGACAGGAUCCUGACAUACCGAUUUUGGGUAGUUCACUAGAGCGCAAAUACGAUAGUUGGUUUGACUACAUUACGAGCCCAAUUUCAGCAUUGCGACCACGUAACUAUGUGGAUGCGUACACAAGACCGAAUCCCUGUCCAGAGGAGUACUGGUGGGCAUCAUGGCGGUGGCCACGUACAAAGUACGUAAACGCAAAAGUACCUCCCCCUGUAGAUGGAAAGUACAAUGAUUAUUAUCAUUAUUUGGCUUACAAAAAUUGGUUGGAACGAGAGCGUGAUGUUUAUGUCUCACACGCUAACUUGGUUAACGAAAUGACUAUGCGAUGCUUGAUGAAAGAGGGACAGUACAAUGCUGCAAAGAAUUGUCGUCACUUAUACAAUAAAGCAUUUGCCAUGUCUCGUAUGGAGGAACUCAAUCAGGCACUACUAUAUAUGGCGAUUACAGGGAAUGCAGCUAUACGUGAGACUCCCUACCCCAAAAACUUUGUUGAGGAAAAACGGAAGAUUUACGAUGAUUGGUUAUUCCGUACCCGUAUGAAGAAACCGGGUGAUGUGGUAUAG